UGUAACAAACCUGCAUGUUGAGCACAUGUACCCCAAAACUUAACUUAUAAUUAAAAAAAAAGUGAAAAAAAAAAUCUUCCUCCCAUUACCAAGAUAGAAAUGGACCCUUAGUUACUGCCACUUGCCAUCUCAAUCUAUGUUCUGGAUAGAAAUGGUGCUUGCUCUCUGCUAGCUGUUAAUUGACAUCACUUCUGCCAGAACUCUCCAUCAUUAUUGACAAGAAUGUUCUCCCUUGUUAAUUGCCCAGAAGCACAUUGAGUGAUUGAUUGUAACUUUUGGACAGAUUUGAAAUGCAUUUGCAGAAAAGGGUGGGGGUGGUAAUGACAUAACGCAUGGUAAUGACACCAACUAACUGCUUAUUUAAGUUUGUUCAGGAAAAAUAUAGUGAUCAUUUACCUGAUUUUUACCUUUUAUAUAGAUGUGCUAAUGGUAAGUAGUGAUAGCUUUUAAGGAUGCCCCAUAUUAACCCAAUGCUUCACAAAAUCUCUCUCAGACUAUGCCCAUAAAACUCCAAAAUCUAUGGUCAACUAGUGGGAAAAAUGAAUAAUUUAUUUAACAUAUAAGCAGGGAAAAACCAAUGGGUAGAUGGAAUAUUUUACAUUUUUGUUGAUUUAAUUAUAAGUAGGAAAUACCUAGAUUAAUGAGAAGAGUUUUUAAAUGGAAGACUGGGAAUGCUCAAUAUUCAACAGUGUAAGAUUUUCUUUUAGCAUAGAAGCAACUAGAGUAACAGAUUAAGUGCAUAUUUUCAUGAGAACUUUGCUUACAAGCUGGAUUUCCCUAGAAGUAUUUGAGACACAAGGGUGAGUCAACUAAUAGUAUCUACAGUGUUUUUGCAACCAUAUAAUGAGAGAGUAAGUCUGGAUCAGUAGUUACUGAUGUAUGAAAUCACAUGAAGAGUUUUUUAAAAUGCCAAUGCCUGGAUCCUCCCCUAGAAAUACUGAUUUUAUUUGUCUAGGCAGGGUAAUGAUGAUCAAACUUUACUCUGAAGCAGCAUCUUCUCACAAACUUGGUAAAAGUAUAAAGCCUCAAGCCCUAUCCUGCUUCAAGCAGCCUGGGUCUUUGUUUGCUGGAUUACCUCUCCUGGUGAUUCUGAUAACAUCAAAGUUUGGAAUCACUGCUCUGGGUUCAACAUCAGACAUUUUUUUCAAGCUCCCCCAGGUGAUAUUCCCUGGGUGCAGCCAAGGCUGGGAACUACUGAUUAAAGAGAUAUUUAGGAUUCUUCCCAGUCUGGCAGGAAUAAUAAAAAUUGCUACCGUUAUUAAACAUUCAUUGCAUAUAAGGCAUUGUGCUAAGUAUUAUUUCAUUAAAUAAUUGCAAAAUUCAGUGAAGUAGGUAAUGUUAGUACUACUUUGCAUAUGAGAGACAGGGAGGGUAAAUAAUUUAGCUAAAGUAACAUGGGUAGGAAGUGGUAGAUUGGAACUCAAGCUGUAACCUCAAAGAUCACACAAGAAACUAUUACAAUCAAUAAUCUUUUGGAAUUAUAAGAUAAAUUAAAAACUCUACAAGUUGGAAACAUAUUAAAUUAUUUUCUUCUAUUUUAAAAUGUUCCUGACUUGCAAUUACAUAGUAAAAACAAAACAAAGAAUUUUUAAAAGUCAAUGGAAAAUAUAGAAAAAAAUAAAGUAUUCAUGAGUUAAAAGGAAGGAGUAAAUUGGUAGUGAAAAUCAGGUUAGAUUUUAAUUAUUCCAAUUUAAUCUGGAAAAAAAUUAUAAGUUACUUGUGUUAGUAUAUGAGAAAUUAGAAUAAGAGUUUCAGAUAGAGGUAUUUUGCCACAGUUAUAUUGAGGGGAAAGGUAGCAAGCAUUUCAGGGGAAAGAAGAAAUCUGUAUACUUCUUUAAAAUGGUUUCGGAUGUUAAUAAUGCAAUGAAUUAAAAGAAAAAAGGCAGUCUAUACGCAGAACACUUCCAUUUCUCUCCUUUUGUGUUUGGGAAAAUACUGACUUACUGCCCUCCUAGGCAUGGAAAAUACUUUGACCACUGCCAUCAGUCACACUUGUAUCUGCAAAGGGGCAAAAAGAGUGCCUUUGUAAAGUAUGGUUUAGUCCUAUACAGUGGGGAGUGGUGCUUAGGAAACUGCCUUGUUUCUCUUAAGACACAACCUUUCUCAGAUUUGGUGUGUAGUCCGCAUAUGAGCAGAGGGCUCAUAUUAAACUGAUAGAGGAAAGGUAUAUUUCCAACCAUAAAUAAAUAAAUAGCAUGAAGAGAUGAUGGGGGCCUUCUCCUGCCACUUGCACAUUUCACGGACUGUUCUUGCUGAUAAGCAAAGUGAGCACUUAUUUUCAUUGGCAUUAUUUUCCCAGUGGCACCUAGACUAUGUGGAGAGUGUUGAAUUUUCAGCAGUCUAGAGAGUUGGAGACAUGGUUCCUGAUUCUGUUACUCUAGCAUCCAUUACAUGAUAUGCAUGAAAUGUACAUAUGAAAUUAUGUUAAGACUGAGUGCGUGGGAAGAAUAGAAUAAUUACACAGCCAACAAGUUGUUGUGAGUUCUAAAUAUAUUAUCGUUCAAAUAAUGGAUGGUACUGUGGUAACUUUCACAAAGAAAAAUUCUAGAAUUAUUUUAACGGUAAGCAAAUUGCAUUUGAUCUUUAAUGUGGUAAAAUUAAAAAGGUACAGGGAAAAAAGUGUCUACAUAUUGCUCUGAAAUCCUCUUGGCUUCUUAAAAACAUUUGACACUGCAGGAAAAUGCUAAUUAAAGGAAGACAAAAGUUGAAUUUGGAUUCUAGUGCCUCAUAGGACUCGAAUUUCUGUGAAUAUUGAUACAACAUGUUUUUAAAACACUUUGGUAAUAGAGCUCUGUUCUGCUGGAAGUGGCAGAAAGGCAACUUGCAGGUAGGCAAUGAAGGUAGAGACUACCAAAGAUAAUCAGAGGUUUGUAAUUGAAAAGGUGCCUCAACCUUAACUCUGGCCAGCGGGCUCAGCCAUGGCUCUGCAACUAAGGACGACUCGCCUUGAUUUCCAGCGAGGACCACUCUCGGGGCCAGGUUGGAGGAAGAUCUUCAAGAGGAAACACUGGGCAUUCUCCCUGCUAUGGGAAAGAUCCACACAAUGUUUUAUCCUAUGUCAGGGAAAGAGACUGAAUUAAUCUUACUAUUGGAUCUUCACCCAGAUCCAAAUUUUCAGCGACGCGCAUAGACAAUAUUCCAGGCAACUUUGCCAGGUCACAUUCCUUAUCUUUGGAAGCGCCAGCAUGGGGCUUAUCGUCAACAAGCUCUGAGAACCAGCCAGGAAUCGCCAAACUCCAUUUCUCGAAGAGCACUGAGGCAAGCGGAGGUGAAGAGGAAGCCUCGGGGCAGUGAGGAGCAGUGUGGGGGAGGGAGGCGCGGGCACGACGAGGGGAAGGAUCAGGAGGACAGGUCUGACUCCUGACUGGCUGGAGUGGUUUUGGAGAAAGUCACAGCUCCGGCGUGCCAGCCUGGAGCUGUCCAACUUUUCAGCAGCUCUGGGAUCAGGGUUCCGGUGCCUUGGACCGGGGAGGCGGCUACCACUGCCGCCGCCGCCGCCGCUGCUGCUGCUUCUGCAGCUCGAGUUGCUGACAAUCCCUGCUCUCGCCGCCGGCGCCCAAAGAAAGGAAGGGAAGAAAAAAGGGAGGAAGAAGGACCAACCUCUGGCGAAACCGGGCACCGCGCACCCUAGUCUUGGUGACUUGGGGAGCCCGGGAGCGCGUCUCUGCCAUAGCCUCGGUGGAAGGAGCCCUGCCGCGUUCUGUGACCCCUCCCGCUGGCAGGGCCCCCUCUCGGUAGCCCUGAGGCUCUGGCGCCUUCAAGUGAGAAGCUGAGCACCAGCCUCUGCUGGGCUGCAGAAGCGGCGGCGGCGGCGGCGGCAGCAGCAGCAUCAGGAAGGCGCUCGGGCCAGGGCGGUGAACCCGGGCUGGGCAGCAGGGAGCGGAGCCGCGAGUCAGGAUGGAGGCAGAGGGCAGCAGCGCGCCGGCCCGGGCGGGCAGCGGAGAGGGCAGCGAUAGCGCCGGCGGGGCCACGCUAAAAGCCCCCAAGCAUCUCUGGAGGCACGAGCAGCACCAUCAGUACCCGCUCCGGCAGCCCCAGUUCCGCCUCCUGCAUCCCCAUCACCACCUGCCCCCGCCGCCGCCACCCUCGCCCCAGCCCCAGCCCCAGUGUCCGCUACAGCCGCCGCCACCGCCCCCCUUGCCGCCGCCCCCGCCGCCAACCGGGGCUGCCCGCGGCCGCUACGCCUCGAGCGGGGCCACCGGCCGCGUCCGGCAUCGCGGCUACUCGGACACCGAGCGCUACCUGUACUGUCGCGCCAUGGACCGCACCUCCUACGCGGUGGAAACCGGCCACCGGCCCGGCCUGAAGAAAUCGAGGAUGUCCUGGCCCUCCUCGUUCCAGGGACUCAGGCGGUAAGUACGUCACCAUUUUUGAAACUCUAUGCAGAUGGGUAAGUCUUGCUGUUGGAACUUUUCCUGUUGAUUUGCAUACUUGGAGGAUCUGGAUCAGACAAUGUGCUUAUCGUGGUCAGACAAAUGCCUUUAUUUUAUUCAAGCAGAGAUCUGGAAAGAUAACAGAAUUUCCCACACAUGCUUUCUAUCUCUGUUUCAAAUCUUUGGCAGAAAAAAAAAAUCUGUUAUUUUUAAUUGGAUAAAAUGUUAAGUUUAAAUAAUUGAAGAUUGAAUUUCUUACUCUGUCAAUAGAAGGCAGAGUAGUUGAAAGACUUGAGAAAAGAAGAACAAUUGUUUACUUCCCAUUAGAAAUCAUAAAAUCCUCUGAAGUAAACAUACAAAUCUUUGUUUUCCUGCCUUCAAACAGGAAAAAUUUUUUCAGUGCCUAACAGAUAUUCCAUGAUUAGAUUAUUUUAAUGAAAAAUAAUUUUGUAUCAAAUAGAAAAAGUGGCAAAUGGCCCUGCAAGACCACGUGUGCAUAAUAUUGUAGAAGGAAUUCCUGUUAUGACUAAGAGUUGAUGUAGUUAAUUUAGUAUGUCUAAAGUUGGCUGUAGUCUAUCACCACAGAAGACUGAACUGGAAGAAAUGAUCUUAAAUCACAAAGGAUUUGGUAAAGACCUAAGUGAGCUGUGAAAGAUGAUUAAACUAUGAAAUAAUUCACAAAAGGAAGUUAUAAAUUCCUUGCCACUUGUGAACUCUGAAAACUACAUAGACAGUUAUGUUCAUAUUAGGAAAUAAAGAUUUAUCCUGCCUUGGCACAAUGUAUUGAAUUGGCAUGUUGUUCUCAAUAACAAAGUCUCAAUUUGCUUCAUCAGCUUUAAUUCCCUAAUUACUCCAUACAUACUCUAUACUCUGUGUGUCAGUCUGAGUCUUCCAAGAAGCCCAUGCCAAAAUGGGAUUAGAAAUGCAAGAAUUUUAGAAAAUGCCCUUGUAGAAGAAUAUAAGGAGGGAGCCAGUUAAGACUAAGGGAAACUUCAAAGCAUGAUCCAAGUUUGACUCUGAGAAAAGAAGGGAGAGAGAAUUGGUGAGAGCAUCCUAAAUUGGGCUAGCCAAAGGCAUAUGGGAGUUCUCAAGCCAAAAUCAGCCAUCAGAGGAAUCCUAUGUUUCCCAGGAAUGUGUCUGCCACAAUAUGCCCUCUGUGCUCAGUCAGUAUCAAGAAACAGGGCAUGGGAGGUAUGGCCUUAGCUCAGAUGCUGCAGUGAAUUUCAGAGGCAUCAGUUGGGGCCCUUCACUGAUUAUAGUCCCUAUAGUUGGAGGUCUGCAGCACAUCCUCAUGGCCCCUGCACGGAGGCUCCUAGAUCUUGGUUCUUUCUGAUUCUGUUACAAUUCCUUCUCUCUCCACAUCUUACUUAUUCUUCAUGCCGAAAUCAGUUACCACUUCUUUCAUGAAGGUGACUCUGUACAACCUAGUGGCUAAUAAUUACCAUUCUCUUUUGGACUUUAAAAGUUCUUGUAUUUUCCUAUGGUAUUUAUUGUUUUUGUUAUCCAUUUAUUUAAAAAAAUGGUAUUGAGAGCUGCAUUCGUGCUAGACACCUUUCUAUGCUCUGUGGGGGAGAGGAUCAGAAAAAAAUGGCAAAACAUAACAGUCUAAUGGAAAAGAUAAUACUGUAAAAUACAUUAACUAAAAUAUAACAUAACAUAGAAGUGUAGAAGUACGAGCAAAAGAUAUAAGGAGACAGAAGAAGGAAGAAUAACCUUUUGGGAAAGAAGGGAAAGCAGUGCUCAGGGAGGGGUGGAGGAUUUAAAGUGGGACUUGACAUUGAGCUUUGUCUUGGAGGAUAACCAGCUCCUUAGGAGUUGAUGGUUGAAUAGGCAGCAUUUUGAAGUUCAUGGUUAUAUGAAGGAGCAUAGAAAAGGUUUGUAGUACGGACAGCGUUGCAUGUCAUAAGGAAUUUAUGGGAUUACCGCCAAAGAGAAAUCUGCAAAAUUGGCCUAAAGCCAGAUUAUAUGGGGCAUCUGGUCUUGGCAAGUAGCUUGGACUUUAUUCUCUGUGAGGCCAAUCCAAUUCAGAACAUCUCAGAGUCGUGGGCCAGGCUGAAUGACAAAAAUAUUGAUGUAUAUAAUUCUGUAUGGCAUACUAAAAUGGUAUGAUUCUACCAAACAGAAAAAAUGGUGAUACUAUAUAUUUAAAUAUGUUGUCUAUAUCUAAAAACUACUAAUAAAUAAAUUACAAUGAAGAAAAUCACAUUUUGAUAAAAUAAGAUAAAAAUAUAGGACAUAAGGCCAAAAUGUAAUGGGACGAUUUAGCGGACUCUUAAUCUCAGGUGUAAGAUUUGUCAUGAAUAACUGUUUUCUGCUCAAUAUACAUUUACUUUCUGUACAGUGUGGUUAUAGAGACAUAACUGAAAAAUCUAGUUGUCUUCAAAAUAUGUAAGGUAUCAAAAAUCAGGAUUUCAUGCUGAGUGUGCUUUAUAAUGUUUGGAAACUAGUUGUAAUUAGUUGAAGCAUUCACCAGAAUGUCACUUGACAAUUCUAACUUUAAAUAUCUAUACGCCCUAAAGUUAAUAUAUUAUAUUGAUUUUGAUUUUUAAUUUGAUGUAAUUUCAGAUUUACUGUAAAGUAGCAAGAAUAGCACAAAGAAUUCUCAGAUACCCUUCACCAAUAUCCCCCAAAUGUAAACAUUUUACUACAUUUACUUUAUUCAGUCUCUCUGUCUCUCAUGUCUACCUUUCUAUCUAUCUAAUCAUCUAUGUAUCCGUCUACCCAUACACACGUUUGCUUAUUGAUACACAGUAAGAGCAAGUUGCAGACAUGAUACCCCUUUGCUUCUAAAUACUUAAAUAAUUCCUAAAAUCAUGUAGUUACCACACAUAGGUACAGUUCAUUGGUUAAAAUUAGCAAAUUAACACAGAUAAAAUGUUUUUAUCUAAUCUACAGACUUUAUUCUAAAUUUCAGUUGUCCCAAUGAUGUUCUAUAUAGCCAAUGAAAUUACAAAAUCAUGCUUUGCAAUCAAUUGUCAUGUCUCUUUAAUAUCCUUUAAACUGGAGCAGUUUCUGAAUCUUCAUCAAAGACUAUUUCAUGACAUUUACAUUUUUGAAGAAUUACAUGCCAGUUGUUUUGUACACUGUCUUGAUUUGUUUGGGCUGCUAUAACAAACUACCGUAGUCUGCAUGGUUUAUAAACAACAGAAAUUUAUUUCUCACGGUUCUGGAGGUUGAGGAGUCCCAUGAUCUGUGCUACAGCAGAUUUUCUGUCUGGUGAGUAUCAGCUUUGUAGCUCAUAAAUAGCUGUCUCCUUGCUGUGUUUUUACAUGGCAGAAAGGAAGAGAGUUCUCUGGGGUCUGUUUUAUAAGGGCAUUAAUCCCAUUCAUGAGGGCUCUGUCCUCAUAAUCUCAUCACUUCCAAAAGGCCACACCCGUAAAUACCAUCAUAUUGCUGAUUAGGUUUCAACAUACAAAUUUGGAGGCAACGCAAACAUUCAGUCUAAAGCAUAAGCUAUCUUUCAAUUUGAGUUUAUUUUGUGUUUCCUGGGGAUGAUAGUCCAGUCAUACAACUUGGGCAGGAAUAUCACAGUAGUGAUGCUAAGUCCUUAUAUCCAGAGGUAGAUGCUGUUGUUUAGUACCAUUACUGACAGUUUUAGCUUUGAUCAUUUGGUUAAAGUGGUGUCUACCAGAUUUCUCCACUGUAAAGUUUCUAUUUUCGACCUUUGUAAUUAAAAAGCAUUUUGUACAGUGAUAAUAUGAGACCGUGUAAAUACGCUGUUAUUCCUCAAUUUCUUACCCAAUAGCUUUGGAAUCCGUUGAUGAUGAAUAAUAACCAUAUUAUUAUGGUUGCUGUUUUCAUUGAUUUCAUGCUGCUAUAACAGAAUACCAUAGACUGGGUAAUUUAUAAUGAAUAGAAUUUAUCUGGAUCAUGGUUCUGGAGGCUGGAAAGUUCAGGAUCAAGGGGCUACGUCUGGUGCAGUCCUUUUUCCUGCUGCAUCAUAACAUAAAGAAAAGUAUCACAUGGGCAAGAAAUAGGGAGAAGGGGGCCAAACUCUUUUUUUUUUUUUUUUUUUUUUUUUUGAGAUGGAGUC
This is a messenger RNA of Chlorocebus sabaeus (green monkey), 8406 nucleotides long. The record is from RefSeq and is a predicted model, not a curated record. NCBI's taxonomy places the organism in Eukaryota, Metazoa, Chordata, Mammalia, Primates, Cercopithecidae.